GCGGCUGCCGCUCCCCGCCCGGCGGCGCAGCGCCCCCCAGCGGGCUCCUCGCGCCGCGCCGCCGCGGGGCUCGGUUCGCUGGUGGAGAAGGUUCUAGAACAGGCCGGCGUGGGCGGGAAACUCCUUAGGUCCCGGCCGGUGAGGCUAUGAGGGUGUGGGUGGCGGCGCUGGCCUUGUGGCCGGUGCUGAGGGCUGCAAGCAAGCCGUUACCCCCCUUACCGAAAAUCACAGAUAAGAAGUUCAUCGAGCUGUGCGUGAGUACGCACAACAAGCUCCGCUCCGAAGUGCAGCCGCCUGCCAGCAACAUGCGCUACAUGACCUGGGAUGCAGCUUUGGCAAGGACUGCAAGGGCAUGGGGGAAGAAAUGCACUGUUCAACAUAACACAUACUUAGAUAAGAAACAUCAGUGCCAUCCUAAUUUCACAUCUGUUGGAGAGAAUCUUUGGCUUGGAAAUCGUAGAAUAUUCCAUGUUGCUAAUGCCAUUAAAUUGUUCUACGAUGAGAUCAAAUACUAUAAUUUCUCAACGCAGAAAUGCAGUAAGGUUUGCGGUCAUUACUUUCAGGUUGUUUGGGACAUUUCAUAUAAAGUCGGUUGUGCUGCUACUCUAUGUCAGCAAGUUUUAGGAAUACGAGAUGCAGUAAUUUUUAUUUGCAACUAUUCACCACGUUAUGAUUUUCCAAGAAAUCCAUAUAUAGAAGGAAGAUCAUGCAGUAAUUGUGGAAAAGGGGACACCUGUGAAAAUAACCUGUGUAGAAAUCCAGAACGUGAUAAAAUUAUCUAUUAUUCAAGAUGGUACCCGCCUUGGGCGUUCACAGUUGUAUGCGAUGAGGCUUGUAUUGCUGUUGUAGUUUUGAGAAUAUCACUGACGUUUCUUGCUUUUGUAGCUGUCUACUUUCUCAAAAAACACUUUACAAACAUCCAUGUGACCACCUAAUGGGAUUUGAAAUACAUACUGUCUUCUAAAGAUACUUGCUGAUGAAUUAAGCAGAAAGCUCACACUGACAUGACUUUAAAGAUGACUUCCUUUGACAGUAGUUUUGUUGAUAUUAUUUUAUGCCCCUUAGAGAAAGCCAACAUGCCAAAGAAAGUGAAAUUAUAUCUGCAUAAAACCUAAAUUGGGAAAAUAUUAAGAUAAAGGUAGUAUCUGGUAAGGUUUGGAACCUUGUUUUUAAAUACCAAAUUUCCCCAAACCGUGAUGUACUCCGUUCCUGGAAUUUGAGGAGAAAAGUAUGUGUCAAUUGAACAACUGCUACUAUUCGUACUAAGCCAAUAUUUGAAAUCACAAUUGCUUAAUUGAGAUGCUGAGAGAAAGCUAGCAUAUUAUCUAAUCAGUCCUGUUUUCUAGAGUGACAGAAUGUUCUGAAUACAUUGCAUAAAGAAGAUUUUACAGAGAGAUGGCUCUUCAGAAUUUUUGAUGUUUUUGAAGUUAGUGCAACUUUGUAUUUAUAACCUAAUGCAUUUAUUGUUCUUCAUUCAAAAUGUGUAGCUUUAGAUUUAUUGUUAAGUAUUUUGUUUCUAAGUCCCUCUAAACCCUGUGCUUAAUUUUAAGGCUUUUUAUUCCUUGUUUGAAUAUGUACCAUUACUUACACAUAGUAUAUUGCCUGUUUUGUAAGUGUUCUAAAGUUUUAAUAAUAAAUUUUCAUAAUUUUAUCUUGAAA
Messenger RNA from Columba livia (rock pigeon), 1659 nucleotides. Its product is annotated as GLIPR1-like protein 1. Bases 147 to 935 code for a protein of 262 amino acids. The transcript is spliced from 6 exons. Lineage: Eukaryota; Metazoa; Chordata; Aves; Columbiformes; Columbidae. The record is from RefSeq and is a predicted model, not a curated record.